Molecule: messenger RNA, 2806 nt
Organism: Daktulosphaira vitifoliae (grape phylloxera)
Lineage: Eukaryota; Metazoa; Arthropoda; Insecta; Hemiptera; Phylloxeridae
Product: pancreatic triacylglycerol lipase-like
Exons: 14
Coding region: 865-2463 (532 amino acids)
Biological process (GO): lipid metabolic process
Molecular function (GO): protein binding; triacylglycerol lipase activity
Source: RefSeq, a predicted model, not a curated record
UAAGCUCCAUCUCCAAUCCGGAAGGAGAUGUGCAAAGCGCACACGGUAUCACGUUGACGCCCCUGCAGUACUGAUGACCGUCUCAAACUACACGUUCACCUGACCCAGCCCAACUGGUCCUCAGCAUUCAAGUCACGGUGCACCUAUGUCCUAUGCCUAACAUCACACUGUGCAGACGUAAUAUACACAUACAAAAUAGCAGCGGCAGUGGAUACCGUAUAGUGGGGCAGUAGAAAAGGAAAGCGAUUCUCACAUGACGCUUCAGUAUCCGUACAGACAUAACGAUUGACAGACAAAUAUAAACAAUUAGAUAAUCAGUCAGUUGUACCGUUUUUCGAAAUAAAUAAUCGGAGAUACAUUGUUAUUUGCGAAUAUUUUUUUUUAUUAUCGUUCAUAGACUUCGAGAUUCAUUUACCCUUGAAAAAGUAUAAUUAAUUAAAAAAAACUACCCGUUUAUUUUUUAAAGUGUAAUUCUAAAGAAUUUUCAUAGUAGAACAAGCCCAAGACGAAGAUGCUUUAAUUUUUGAGGAUUCGAAUUUAAAGGUUUUAAUAUUUUGCUCUUCUUUGUAAUUAUCUUUUCUGUCAUUCAGAUAAAGGGAUGAUGAUUAUGCAAUACAGUUCAUUGAUGAAAAUUUAUAGAAAAACCGGUCUUUCGUUGUACUUACGGUAGUUUUCACUUUCAAAAUUUACCUCGUUCGAAUGGUUGAAGGUCGAUCGCCUCCGGAAGUUCAUUAACAUAAUGCGGCGAAAAAUGAUGGUAAUAAUGAUUAAAUAAAGAAUAAGACACUCCAAUGGACUCCAAAAACAUAAGAUACUUAUCUGAAUGACGCUUUGCAAGGACCAGUUAUUUCUCUGGAUAGAGGUAUGGUCGCAGAAUAUGUGGCUUUGUGCGUAACGAUGCUGGUGACGUUAGCGCGACCCAGCGCUGCGGGUAUUAUCGAAUGGGGACGAUCCAAUCACAUAGAAGUCAAUAUACCUUGGUUACCAUUUGAAAAUGAAACGAGGUGCUAUGAUGAAUUAGGAUGUUUGAACAUAACUCGAGAAUGGUACCAUUUAAUUUAUCGACCAUUCAAUGUUUUUCCAUUGGCUAGACAAGUUAUCGACACUCGAUUUAUCCUAUACACCAGGAAGAACCCAAUUCAGGGUCAAAUGUUAAAAGUCCAAUCAGAAAAAACAAUACAAAAGUCAAAUUUGGAUCCUAAAAAGCCCACAAAAUUCAUCAUACAUGGAUUUAUUGAUACUCCACUAAGCAAUUGGGUCAAGGAAAUGAGAAGGGAAUUGCUUAAACAUUCUGAUUGGAACGUAAUUGUGGUAGAUUGGGCCGGUGGAUCAUUGCCACUAUACACUCAAGCAACAGCUAAUACAAGACUAGUGGGACUAGAAAUCGCAUAUUUUAUAAACUACUUAAAAGACAAUAUGGGUCUUAAUCCGAAACAUGUUCAUCUGAUAGGACAUAGUCUUGGAGCUCAUACAGCUGGUUUUGCUGGAGAGCGGGUAGAGGGUCUUGGUCGGAUAACUGGGCUCGAUCCGGCUGAGCCCUAUUUCCAAGGAAUGCCCCCUCAUGCUAGACUAGAUCCAACAGAUGCACAGUUGGUGGACGUCAUACAUACAGAUGGGUCAUCAAUAUUUCUUUUGGGAUAUGGUAUGAGCGAACCAUGUGGUCACAUCGACUUUUAUCCAAAUAAUGGUAAAGAACAACCAGGUUGUGACUUGACUGAAACUCCAUUACCACUUACACUUAUCAAAGAAGGAAUCGAAGAAGCUAGUCGAGUUUUGGUAGCAUGUAAUCACGUGAGGGCAAUAAAGCUCUUUACCGAGUCUAUAAACUCAAAAUGUCCGUACGUUGCCCAUAGGUGCAACUCGUACCAAAACUUUUUACAAGGAAAAUGUUUUUCAUGUAAAGACAAUGAGACAGGAUGUGCCAUAAUGGGCUUAAAUACUGUAAGACCUAAUUUAGCUCCAGGUUCAAAAUACUUCAUAUCUACUGGAAAAGAUACUCCUUAUUGUAGACGUCAAUACAAAGUUACAUUAAAUUUGGCGAAACCUCCAAGAGCUGAAUCUUGGGUACAAGGAUUUAUGAAGGUGUCAUUGCAUAGUGACAAUGGUGUCAUUAGAAACCUAGACCUAACACCAAAUGGUUACGAAAAAAUGGAGCAUGGAACCACCCGAAGUUUUGUUGUCACUCAUCCAGACGAUAUUGGUAAAGUAAAAAGAGUAGAAUUUUACUGGGAAUAUGAUAUGGACGUGUUACAGCCCAGAUCUAUAUGUUUUUUCUGGUGUAAUGAUCAUCUUUAUGUGUCAAGUAUUGGAGUAACAGAAGCAGUAGAUGAAAUUAAUAGGGGUAAAAGAGGCAUCGAAGAAGACAAUAAACUUUGUAGUUUGGGACCAAGAGAAUACGCAGAUAUUGCUUCUAGAACGUCAGCUGUAUUCAUAGAUGAAUGUGAUGACGGCAUCCUAACCUAAUAUAUAAAUAAUUCAUUUUUAGGCAAUUUGUAUAUGUAUAAAUAUUUAAGGGAUAUUCGCUUUAAAAAUCAUACAUAUACAUUGUACAAUAAAAAUGACAUGUAUGUGAUAAGAAAAAUACUUGGCAUUGCAAUGUUAAGUUGUAUAUCAAAAUGCAUUUAUUUUAAUUGGUAAAAUAUGUAUUAUUACUAUUGAAUGUUAAAUUGAUAUUAUAUUUUUUAGUUGUUUUUUAUUUAUAAACGUGUUUACCGUCACACGUAUAAUGAAUUUAAUAAAAAAUAAUCAAUAAAUGUGUUCAUGAAAAUAAUUACGUUAUAAUAAUAAAAAUGUUCUUUAACCUUUU